Molecule: messenger RNA, 1010 nt
Organism: Ornithorhynchus anatinus (platypus)
Lineage: Eukaryota; Metazoa; Chordata; Mammalia; Monotremata; Ornithorhynchidae
Gene: ETFBKMT
Product: electron transfer flavoprotein subunit beta lysine methyltransferase
Exons: 3
Coding region: 92-880 (262 amino acids)
Biological process (GO): peptidyl-lysine trimethylation
Cellular component (GO): mitochondrial matrix
Molecular function (GO): protein-lysine N-methyltransferase activity
Source: RefSeq, a predicted model, not a curated record
CACUCUUCCCCUCAGGGACGCCGAAGGUCUCCGGGAGCGCGGGGAGCCAUCGGUUGGCCCCGCUGUGCCUCGACCUCCCCCCGGCGGCGCGAUGCUGGCCUCACGCCCCGCGGCCUCGUGUGCCCGGUGGCGGUGGGUCCCGCCGUCUCCCGGGGUCCCGGGGGCCGCCCGGUCGCCGCCCGGACCCCCUCCCCGCUGGGCCCACGGCGGGGCCUGGGCCUCCCAGCUCAGGGCCUUCCUGGAGGAGAACACGGAGGUCACCAGCACCGGCAGCCUGACCCCCGAAAUCCGCCUGCACCUCCUGACCCCACGCUGCCGGUUCUGGGCCGAGAGAAGCGACCAGUGGCCCUACGGCGAUCCUUACUGGGCAAUCUACUGGCCCGGGAGCCAGGCCUUAGCCAGGUACCUCCUGGAUAAUCCGGCCGUGGCCAGAGGGCGAUCGGUCCUGGACGUCGGCAGCGGCUGUGGGGCGGCGGCCAUGGCCGCCAGGAUGAGCGGGGCCUCCCGGGUCGUCGCCAACGACAUCGACCCCGUUGCAGGUGUGGCGAUCGCGUUGAAUUGCGAAUUGAAUCGCCUGCGGCCCACCAUUCCCGUCUUGACCCAGAGCGUCCUGGACACCCGCCGGGACGACUGGGAGCUCAUAGUUUUAGGAGACAUGUUUUACGACGGGGAUCUGGCCGACGGCCUUCACCGCUGGCUGACGAGCCGCGGCGGGACCGGCGGAUCCAAGGUGCUGAUCGGCGACCCCGGGAGGCCCCACUUCUCCGAGCACGGCAUUCGGAGGCGGCUGCGUAAGGUGGCUGAGUAUUCCCUGCCGGAAGCCGCCAGGCGGGAAAAUCACGGCCUGACAUCCACUUCCGUCUGGGAUUUCCGGCCCUGAGUCGUCCGACGUUGGCAGCGAGUGAGAGUUGAAUUACGUUUAACGUGAAAAAGUUAUAAUAAUAGUUAGGGUACUUGUUAAGCGCUUACUAUGUGCCAGGAACUGUACCGAGCGCCGGGGUAGAGACAAU